Messenger RNA from Rubroshorea leprosula, 816 nucleotides. NCBI's taxonomy places the organism in Eukaryota, Viridiplantae, Streptophyta, Magnoliopsida, Malvales, Dipterocarpaceae. The record is from the annotation of a GenBank genome assembly.
CAUCAUCCUCCGGCCUUCACCGGCCUAGUUCCCGCCGCUUCUCUUCUUUUCUUUCCGGUCUCACCGUCCCUCACAUCAGCUUUUGCUAGUGCAGUCGCGCCGUUUCGUCGUCUCUUGUAUUGACGUAACAAUACAACCGGACAUUUCCUCUCUUCCACCUUAGCUUCCUUCCCAGCUGACAAUAUGCGGAGGCACGGAAGCGCUUGUGUGGUGGUUCUAGGAGACAUUGGUCGCAGUCCUCGGAUGCAGUAUCACGCCCUGUCGCUCGCCCAUCAGGCGUCUUUAGAGGUGGACAUUGUUGCUUAUGAAGAAGCGAUGUCUGAAACUCCUUCAAAGCUUGCCAAAGAUACUUUAUCCCUUGACACUUCUGCUGAAGCCAAUCUUUCAGUUUGUUAUGCUCCUUUGGUUUCUUUGCAUUAAAGUUCCUCGCUCUGAUAUUCUUUACAGUACGGGUUUGAGAAGCAUUAUGGGAAAAAGGCAAAUGGUUUGUUGUGUGUAACAAGGGCAAUGCAACAUGAAUUAGCACAAAAUUGGGGAAUUAAGAAGUAUGGGAUUUGGGGAUGAAACACUAUUUAUGACUCAUAUUGGCAAUGAUAUUUUGUUGAAGCAGAAAAGAUCAGCACUUAUUGUUAGCAGUACUAGCUGGUAAGGUCAUGUUUUUAAAUAGGUCCUAUAGAUUGUGCUUCUUGCCGGCCUAUUUUUCAAUCUCUGUGUCUUCCAAGCAUGUCCAUCGGUUAUCCUAAUUUUGUUAGUUGGGCGCAGCUUUUGCUUGGUCAUGCAUUGAUCUUUUCCUAUCAAUAUAAUUAAGUAUACUUU